AUGGAUCUUGCAGUUGGUAUUGCUGCUAUGAAUUUGAUAAAUUUGUCGAACGUAACGUUAACUCGUAGCAGUCUCAAAUCAAGAGUAAAUGCAGAACUGGAGAAUGUUCAGCUGUUGACAGUGAUCAGUUGGUCCUCUAAAUGGCUGGUUCAUGGAUGGAGGAGAACUUCAAAGCCUCUAGCUCUCUAUGAUUCAGCCAUCAGAGAGUUCUGGAAGUUGUGCUUUCAUAUUAUGAAAGAAAAAGUGGAGGUAUUAGGCAUUGAGGGACAGAACUUGAACAUGACAAAAUACGCUCUUGAGGCAAUGAAGCUAGAGGAUCAGCAAAUGAAAAAACAUGAGAGAAUGCAAAUGCUGCUAGUAGUGCAGCCACUGGACGUUUCUGGACAAGAAAGAGCGACCAGGGUGAUGUUUCCAGCUGAUCAUGAGCAGGCUGACAUGUCAUUGGUCGAUCGACCUGGUAAAAAAUGGUUGACUAAACUUGCUUUGAGAAUGUUUCAGCCAUAUACUUACAUCCAGUACCUUUGGCGUGCUUUAUUACUCACAGCUUAGCUUAUGAUAAAAUGCUAAUCCCUCUAUCUGGCAUACAGAACUUUUUAAUAUAUGUCUACAUAAAUGGUUUGUAAAGAUAGUGGAUGUUGGUUAAUGUGUGGGUUAAUGGCCUUUUCCUACUAAUAUGAGUAUCAUUUUUUGAUGUUUACUUUGACAUUGUAACAUCCAUUA
Messenger RNA from Ilex paraguariensis (yerba mate), 720 nucleotides. The record is from the annotation of a GenBank genome assembly. NCBI's taxonomy places the organism in Eukaryota, Viridiplantae, Streptophyta, Magnoliopsida, Aquifoliales, Aquifoliaceae.